Eucalyptus grandis is the source of this 1242-nucleotide messenger RNA. Its product is annotated as eugenol synthase 1. The record is from RefSeq and is a predicted model, not a curated record. Gene Ontology annotation, molecular function: oxidoreductase activity. The transcript is spliced from 5 exons. The coding region runs from base 48 to 1019 and encodes 323 amino acids. NCBI's taxonomy places the organism in Eukaryota, Viridiplantae, Streptophyta, Magnoliopsida, Myrtales, Myrtaceae.
GAGAGAGAGAGAGAGAGAGAGAGAGAGAGAGAGAGAGAGAGAGAGAGAUGGAGAUCACGAGCAAUAGUUGCAAUAAGAGCAAGAUACUCAUUUUUGGAGGCACUGGUUACUUCGGCAAACAUGUAGUGAGGGCUAGCGCGUCAUUCGGCCACCCCACCUUCCUAUUCGUUCGACCGGCCACCCCUCAAAUGCCUCCCUCCAGUCUACAACUUCGUGGCGAAUUUCGAUCUCUUGGUGUUACCCUUGUCCAGGGAGAAUUGGAGGAGCAUGAGAAGAUGGUAUCCGUUCUCAAACAAGUCGAUAUCGUGAUCUCCGUGCUUCCAGUAUCUGCUAUCCCCGAUCAAAUCAAAAUAAUCGAUGCCAUAAUUGCAGCUGGCAACAUAGAGAGGUUCCUACCAUCCGAGUUCGGGUGCGAAGAGGACAGGAUCACCCCACUCCCACCAUUCGAAGCAUUCCUGGAGAAGAAGAAGAAAAUCAGGAGGCUCCUCGAAGCAUCUACCAUUCCCUACACUUUCGUCUCCGCCAAUUGCUACGCCGCGUACUUCAUCAGUCUUCUGCUUCACCCUCACGACCCACGACCUGACCUCGUUGUCUAUGGGACUGGCGAGGCAAAGGCUGUGCUUAAUUGGGAGCAAGACAUUGCCAAAUACACUAUCAAAGUGGCAAACGACCCGAGGACACGCAACCGUGUUGUGAUUUACCGUCCGCCGGGGAACAUAAUCUCUCAGAACGAGUUGAUCUCGUCGUGGGAAAAGAAAACGGGUCGGAGAUUCGAGAAGGUAUGCGUGCAGGAGGAUGAGCUGAUCAAGCUCUCUCAGAGCUUGCCGAGUCCGGAUAACAUAGCGGUGUCCAUCUUGCACUCCGUAUUCGCCAGGGGAGAUCUGAUGAGCUUCGACCUAGACGAGGAUGACCUUGAAGCUUCGUGCUUGUAUCCCGAAAUCGAGUACACCACCAUCGACCAGCUCCUCGAUAUUUUCCUCGUCGACCCUCCGGAGCCUGCUCGCGCGGCAUUGGAAUGAUGAUUUGCAUUUAAGCUUGCGACUCAUUGCACAUCAUUUGCGUAGUUAUGAUCAUUCCUUGUUUUAGAGCGCUUGAACUCGAAUCGCAAUCGGUGGGAUCAUGCAGCAAGAUUCAUGCUUUAUUCAUCUGGUCGGGAUUUGUCAAUCACUGAUAGAACUCUAUAACAAGUCAUUUGAAUUACAUAUGUCAAAUGAAUUUCUAAUAUAAUACAAUAUUUCAUAA